CGCACCUUGCCAUUCCCACAGCAUUCCCUGCCGCGACAUGCCAGAUGGACGAGCCCGUGCGUGAGUCGUUUCAUGACCACGGUGACCUCUCGGCGCGGCUCUCGCAGCACAACUUCCGCACGCCGGCGCCCGAGAGCUGCUGCGACGUCGUCCUGCGCGUCGACGGCGUUCGCUUCUACGCGCACCGCUUCCUCCUCGCCGCGUCGUCCAAGCCGCUGCGCAUCAUGCUGACGGGCUCGAUGCGCGAGGCGAAAGAGAUGGAGGUGACGAUCCACGACAUCAAGAGCUACAUCAUGGAACAGCUCCUCGAGUUCAUCUACACGGGCGACGUCGAGCUGAGCACGGAGACCGUCGUGCAGACGAUGACGGCGGCCGAGGUAUACGAGCUGGCCGCGUUACGGGACGUGUGCAAGCACUUUGCGCUGCGCCACGCCAAGCACGUCUUCAAGGCGCAGAUGAUUGAGGUGCUGCCGGAAAAGUUGCUGUGCGACCUCGUCGCCCACGACGACUUGGCGAUACGCGAAGCCGACCUCCUCGACGCCGUGCUCGCGUGGGCCGAAGCGCGCUACGACAGCGUGGCCGAGGACGUCGAAGACACGACUGCCCACGGCGCCGGUAUCCAGCUCAUCUUGCAGGACGUGUGGCCGCUGAUUCGGUUUCCGACGAUGAGCGUGCGUAUGCUGUACGGUACGGUGCGGCCGCUCGUGCGCGACCACUUCAUUCCCGAGUACUUGCUCACGGAAGCGCUCUUCUUCCACCUCAAUUGGGGCGCGGCGCAGUCGCCCGACCACCAGAAGCGCAUGACUCCACGCACGUGUUCGGCGGCCACGCGCAAGCGCAAGCGGGUCUCGUUCAUUCAAACCGUCUCGUUCGACACGCCGCCCGAGCGAGGCGCCGACGAGCCGUUGCCGUAAUCCUAGCAGACCAGUAAUAGGACGCUCUUGCGUCUCUGCUUUCUCGUCACCACUGCGUGCAUCAACG
Molecule: messenger RNA, 981 nt
Organism: Saprolegnia parasitica CBS 223.65
Lineage: Eukaryota; Oomycota; Saprolegniomycetes; Saprolegniales; Saprolegniaceae
Exons: 3
Coding region: 45-914 (289 amino acids)
Molecular function (GO): protein binding
Source: RefSeq, a predicted model, not a curated record